AUGGCCCUUUAUAGGUCGCCCGUAAUCCCUAUUCAUGAUGCCACGGACUUGUCCAUCGCACAGUUCAUGACGCAAUACAAUCCUGAUGAUGUGCCAGCAUCAAAAGUCGUUCAUGUUGAGACUUUCUCCAACGAUGCCAUCACGUAUGGCUCUCUUCGCGAGCAGGCUGGUCGUGCUGCUUGGGGAUUGCAGGCCAAAUUGGGACUUCAGCCGGGCGAUACCCUACUAGCACUGGUCAACAACUCCAAUGCAUUUGUUCUUCUCGCCCAUGCUACGUGGUGGACCGGUGCUAUCUUUGCACCCCUUAAUACAUCAGCGACUCAAGGAGAUAUUCUGCAUGUCCUCAAGAUCGUCAAGCCAACACACGUUGUCACUAUUGAGGAGAAACUCAGCACAGUUCAGGCGGCUAUAGCCAGUCUUUCAAUGACGAGCAAGGUUCUGACCAUUCGUUGUAAAGUGGACAAUCUGCUACAGUUCCCGGACGAUAUUAUUGGCAAAACUGCCACGGAGAGUAUCCCGCCAUAUGACCUUCAGGGCAAAAGCUCCAAGGACGUGCCCAGCACAAUUUGUUUCUCUUCCGGAACAACUGGAAAAAUGAAGGGUGUCCAGCUGUCUCAUUACAAUCUUGUCAUGAACAGCAUCAUCAUGCGUGCCUCCAUGCCAGUCAGAGUCAACUCAAACGUUCGCGAGGUUUUCUUUGCGCCGUAUUGUCAUUGCUACGGGCUAACUCUGGUGGUACUUUCUGGCAUGUGGGUCGGAGCCCAAUAUUGCAGUCUUCCUGCUUUUGACUUGGAGACAUUUUGCCGCAAGUCGAGUGAGCUGAAGGUUACCGACCUGCACCUUGUGCCACCGGUAGCACUUCUACUUGCCACUUCACCCGUUGCUCAGAAGUAUGACUUGGCAUCUUUGAAGAGAAUUGUCAUUUCUGCCGCACCAUUGAAGAAAUCUGUUCAACUUCUACUCAAGAAGCGUCUACCACAUGUCAGCGUCUGUCAAGGCUAUGGACUUAGCGAAUGCUCGGGGGGUGUUAUCCACGAGAUCGAUGAGGAUGAACAAGCUUUCGGAUGCGUUGGCAAGCUCUUCGCUGGGAUAGAGGGUCGUUUAGUCGAUCCAAAGUCAAACAAGGAUGUCCCGCUCGGCGAAGAAGGUGAAUUGUGGCUACGUGGCCCGCUGGUCAUGAUGGGCUAUGUCAAUGACAAAGACGCAACCGCCAAAACAUUCUCCGAUGAUGGAUGGAUCAAAUCCGGUGAUAUCUUAAAGAUGGACGAAAAUCAAAAUUUCUGGGUCACUGAUCGUCUCAAAGAGAUGAUCAAGUACAAGGGAUUCCAGGUAGCCCCCUCAGAACUAGAGGAUAUUCUUUUACGCCACCCAGAUGUUAUUGAUGCUGCGGUUUGUGCAGUCUACGAUGAUGCUCAAGCUACCGAAGUCCCGCUCGCCUAUGUCAGCCUUUCGCCAGAAAAGGCGGAGUUAUCGGGGUCUGAGAAACAGAAGGUCCUUGAUACGAUCAAAGUCUGGAUUGACGGCCAGCUGGCAGGGUACAAAAAGCUCAGAGGAGGCGUCUUCCAUUUGCAAAGCUUGCCUAAGACCCCGACUGGCAAGAUUUUGAGGAGACUCCUGCCUGCCAAGUUGAAUGAGGAAAGGGAGGCGAAGCUUUAG
Messenger RNA from Penicillium longicatenatum, 1656 nucleotides. Its product is annotated as AMP dependent CoA ligase. NCBI's taxonomy places the organism in Eukaryota, Fungi, Ascomycota, Eurotiomycetes, Eurotiales, Aspergillaceae. The transcript is spliced from 11 exons. Gene Ontology annotation, molecular function: CoA-ligase activity. Gene Ontology annotation, biological process: secondary metabolic process. The record is from RefSeq and is a predicted model, not a curated record. Bases 1 to 1656 code for a protein of 551 amino acids.